This is a messenger RNA of Struthio camelus australis, 1057 nucleotides long. It is a transcript of the gene GPR88, whose product is annotated as G protein-coupled receptor 88. Gene Ontology annotation, molecular function: G protein-coupled photoreceptor activity. Gene Ontology annotation, cellular component: plasma membrane. Gene Ontology annotation, biological process: cellular response to light stimulus; phototransduction; G protein-coupled receptor signaling pathway. The record is from RefSeq and is a predicted model, not a curated record. NCBI's taxonomy places the organism in Eukaryota, Metazoa, Chordata, Aves, Struthioniformes, Struthionidae.
AGCAUGGUAGGGUUUUGGGUUUUUUUUCUUCUUUAUUUAACAAGUUGAAAAUCUGCUGAAUAAUUCAUGAAGAGUGGAAGGGCUGAAUCUUCCUGGAAUGAUAUACAGUGUUCGUGGUGUGGCACAGAAACUGCAAAGCUUUGUAUCAGUUGCUGCCGUUUCUGCUGCUGAUUGCAAGGUGCUGCUGCUUUUGGCAUUUUCACAGCUACAAAAUCCUCAAUCCUGCUGCUGUCUGCUAACAGCUCUCUGCGUCCUAUGCACCCACUUACACAAGCUACAGUCUGUGGGAUCUCUUGCUAGCUACCUGCGCUGGGCACUGCUGUUGGCUGGAUCUUUGCUGCUAACUGCAUUUUCUGGACCUAGCAGCUCGUUUGCCUGAAGCCUGCCUUUAGAGGCUGUUGAUUGCACCUUCUCCCUUGUGUUUGGUGGGGCACUUCUGCAGCAGGAUCUUCUGACCCAGGUGAGGAUGGGAUUUAUGGGGAGAAGUCAAAACUGAGCCGCAUUCAGCGAGAUGCCCAACGCCUCUUCCUGGAGCGCUAGCUCGCCACUGCUGCUGCUCUGGGAGGACUCCUCCGGGACCCGCAUCUUCCUGUCGCUGCUCUAUGCGGCAUUAGCUAUCUCAGGGACCUUAUCCAAUGUGAUGGUCAUCUACUUGGUCUUCUCCUUCAAGAAGCUGCAGACGACCAGCAACGCCUUCAUCGUGAACGGCUGCGCCGCCGACCUGAGCAUCUGCGCCCUGUGGAUGCCCCAGGAGGCCGUGCUGGGGCUGCUGCCUCCCAACUCCUCUUCCCUUCGCUCGGUGGAGUACCGGCUGCUCCGAGGGGGGCUCCUCGGCCUUGGCCUCACCGUCUCCCUAGCCUCUCACCUGCUGGUGGCCUUCAACAGGUACGUGCUCAUCACCAAGCUGCCCAGCGUCUACCAGGCCCUCUACCAGCGGAGGCACACGGGCUGCAUGAUCGGGCUCUCCUGGGUGCUCGCGCUGCUCCUGCUCCCGCUGCUGCCCGGCCUCUGGUAUCUCUUUAAAAUGGGCUCCCUGAAACACAAGGUUCACUUGUGA